AUGCCUCCCUCCACAACAAUAAAUGCACUAUCAAGUGCUAUAGUUGCUCGAUUCCUGCGCAGCCAUGAUUAUUCCGAGACUCUGAAAGCCUUUCUCCGCGAGGCUGACCUUGCUCCCGACGUGGGGCAGAGCUCGGGAGACGACACCAACAACUGGACCAUCCAAAGCUUGCUCGAAGAGAAGAACACCUACGACCAAACUGUGAAUUUUGAAAGAUAUGGUACGAGCAAUCAGCAAUCGGCUUUGUGGAGUGAGCCAGCACCAUCAAGACCUGUUAUCAUCCAGACACCGACAUCAUCAAACAUCCUUGCUGCGUCGGUAGAGCAAUGGCAGAAACCCCGUGGCGAUGACGAUGAAGCCGUUGCAGACGGUGCAUUAGCGCACUCUUAUAUCGUCUCUACGGGCGCAGACAGACAUGUCCAUUUGUUCGAGAACGCAGAAGGCAAUGCGGCUAUCAAAUCAUUCCCGGGCCUUUCUGAUUCACCUGUUCUAUCAUUUAUCUCCAUCCUCAAGGGCCGGUACAUCCUCAUGACCAACAUGUCCGGCCAGCUGCUCCUCCAGCAUGGUACCCAAACUCUGGACAGCAGAAAGGACCAUGCAAAGUAUGCGGUGAAAGUGGUAUCCUACGAGGACAAGGCGGAUCCUUCCAAGUGGUGGGUUGCCACCGCCGGAUGGGAUGAGCGUGUUUUCCUAUAUUGCCUUCAUAUUCCUGACGAAGCAGACGCACCAGUUCUCAGGAUCGGCGAGCCCGUCACACGCAUUGAACUCAAUUCAAACCCAGAAUCACUGCUGUUCGUCCCACAUGUGGACACUGACGAACUGCUCCUCGUCGUCUCGCGCAGAGACUCGACUUAUAUCUACUACUACCAGGUAGAAGCGGCGUCGGAAGAAACCGAUACUCCUAGUGAGAAUCAUAGUGCUACUGCUGAGAAGUCCCCACGAGAAGCUCGCCUCCUUGGACAGCAGAAUCUGGCCCCUCAUUCCAAUGCCUGGGUUGCGUUCUCACCGGCCUAUAUGGCGCUAAGUCCACAAGACCCGGGUCUUCUGGCUGUAGCGACGUCGACAUUGCCCCAUAUGAAAGUGAUUAUCGUGCGUCUGCUAUUCCCUGAAGCAAAGACAGCGCCCGCUCCAGAGGAUCCGGUCACACAGGCGUCUCAGGCACUGGCAACGCUGGAUCUACAGAACCGCGAGGAUGCUGCUAUCCUCGUGCAAGCGAACACCUUCGCGCCGCAAACUGCUUACUCCACGCCGCAGGUGGCAUGGCGACCUAAUGGGACUGGGGUCUGGGUUAAUGGAGAUGAUGGUGUAGUUCGUGGCAUUGAGACGAAGACAGGCAAGAUGAUUGCUACGUUGAAGGGUGGCCAUGAGCCUGGAUUCAAGGUGAGGGCUGUUUGGUCGGGGUAUGUUGCUGUACCCCAGGAAAAGGGUGGCCCAAUUUGGGAGGAAUGGGUUAUCAGUGGUGGGUUUGACAAGAAGUUGGUUGUUUGGAAGGUAUGA
Molecule: messenger RNA, 1497 nt
Organism: Penicillium digitatum Pd1
Lineage: Eukaryota; Fungi; Ascomycota; Eurotiomycetes; Eurotiales; Aspergillaceae
Molecular function (GO): protein binding
Source: RefSeq, a predicted model, not a curated record